AUGGUUUCUGUGUCUGAUGUAUCUGCCCUCAAAGCUCAUGUAGUCAACAUCACCGGUCCAUUAGUUCGAGUGCUCGGAGAUCGUUAUCCUCCAAAUGUCAAGUCGACACAUUACUUCGUCCGUUCCUUCCCCCAACUACAGUCUACGUUCCUCAAAGCCUUGCAGGAUCCAACUUCGCGACCUGUGCGACUAGGAGCUCUUGCACGCCUGUUACGCAUUCAUCUGAAACCAGAGCCACUUGUCACUGAAAUCCUGAAAAUGCUAGCCCAUUCACAAGACCAAGCUCUUCUAGAGACUACGUUUGUUGCUGCUCGAGCGCUUGUUGGCAAAAUUGCAAAUCCGUUGUCUGAGGCAACCAUACAAGAAGGCUAUCGAGUGUGCGAACUCCAAUACACGGUGCCUUUGGAUACUCCAACUGAGCUCGAUACAUCACUAACUGUGUGCAGCGGAGCUCUGUAUGGAGAGCUGGCGAUAAGGACGAAGGAAUUCUGCUCGAAGAAUAUAUUCCGAGAUGUAGAAAGCUGCUCAAAGCCACGGGUGAGGCAUGCAAUGGCAAUAGCUCUGCAACAGAUGUGUCAGACUGAUGCGUCUACCGUAUGGUCUGAAGCAGAGAGCGCUUGUCGAUCAGCCCUCACGGCUGCAUUCACUGCGGAAACUCCUGUUGCAUGUGCCGCUUUACGCGCUGCGGCGCACAUUCUAAUC
Molecule: messenger RNA, 702 nt
Organism: Ostertagia ostertagi
Lineage: Eukaryota; Metazoa; Nematoda; Chromadorea; Rhabditida; Trichostrongylidae
Source: the annotation of a GenBank genome assembly